GAAGAAGCAGAAGAAGGAAGAAGAAGAAGAAGAAGAAGAAGAAGGAGCGUUAGUACUGAGCUGUCAUAAAGGAGCAGAUUCCGUUCAGUGUAUUUUCCGGGCAGCUAUGGAUGUAGCGCUGUAUGUGAUAGCUGCUGCCGUCCUCGUCGUCCUCAUACUGUUCGCCGUGAAGGUGCGGAGGCAGACACGGGCAGCCGACGAGGACCAGCGCAGGGAUGUUGUGCGUGCAGCGGGGCCCCCUCAGCGAGCAGCAGAGGAGCGAGGAGCCGGCAUGCCUCGCCGGAGGAGGAACCUGGCCAGUGUGAUGGCAAACAGACGACCUCAGAGAGAAGCUGUGGAGCGCGAGGAGGAGCCUGUGGAGGAAGACGAGGUGGAGCAGCAGAGCUUCCAGGCUGAGAUGGAAGAACGGGAGGAAAGGAGGAGGAUGCAGGAGCUCAGAGAGCAGGAGAGGCAGCAGGCGGAGGAGAAGGAGCGUCUGCAGGAACAGAAACAGGAGGAGCAGGAGCGCCGAGCUAAAGAGGAGCAGGAAAAGCGCGAGGAGGAAGAGUACCUGAGACUCAAGGCUUCCUUCAUCGUAGAAGAGCAGGGAGAGGAGGAGCAGCUCUCUGAGGACCAGUCACGCAACCUGCUGCAAGAAUUCAUCCAGCACAUCGAGACCUCGAAGGUGGUUCUCCUGGAGGAUCUGGCUUCUCAUUUUGGGAUGAGGACACAAGAUGCCAUCAGCAGACUGCAGGACCUGCUGGCUGAAGGCUCCCUCACAGGUUAGCGCGUCAAGACUGUUCAAAUACACUGAACAUGUCAGAUCCAAUAUGCCAGGAGGCCAGAAGAUGAAUUAUUACAUAAUUAAUGAGCAUUCGUCCUGAGUGAGAUGCCAGGCUGAGCCCGACUGCACAUCCUUCCACAUGUUCAUGGACGACUUCAGCUCGUUCCUGGCAGUAAGCAGAGCUUCUGUGCUUGAUGCUGCCACCAGAUGUCCAAGUAACUGUCUGAGCAUUGGUUCUGGUUGCUGUUAUGAAGUGCUGAUGUAGUAACUAGAAGGCAGAUCCUACCUGUGGGGUGGCUUUAGCUCAGGUGGUAGAGCAGGUCACCCAACCAGAAGGUUGGUGGUUCAUUCCCAGUCUGCUGAGUGAAUGUGAGGCUACGUUCACUCUGCAGGUCUUAAUGCUCAAUCAAAUCAAAUCCGAUUUUUUUGUCUG
Messenger RNA from Neolamprologus brichardi, 1196 nucleotides. The record is from RefSeq and is a predicted model, not a curated record. Lineage: Eukaryota; Metazoa; Chordata; Actinopteri; Cichliformes; Cichlidae.